CCCCGCCGCUCUCUUUUUCUUACUUUUCUUACGUUUACAUUCGUCUGGACCUCAAUACCUGCCGAGGAAGAAGAAGACAGCAGUUCCUGCAGACACCCCAUUUUUCUCCAGGCUUUCCUGCUAAGUUUCUGGUUGCUGCCUCGACUCUCUGGAUACGUGGAUGGUUUUGAACAAAGUAGGAUUCUUUGUUGAAGCUGCUAGUGAUUAAUGAUGGAAAUUGGAUCACCAAGACUACCCCUGCCAAAAGGGAAGUACCAAUGGAGCUGCAUAUGGGGUUUGGUUGAUAUGUUUGAUUUUCGGACCGGACGGACCCGUCAGAAGCGGCUGUCAAACGGGAAGACAAGGCACAAACAUGAUGCACGGCAUUCGAGGAAGGUUGAUACCCUAGCUGACUUCUGUGAAAAGUGCCAAGGCAUUGAAGAUGGAGCAGGCUUGGGAAACCAUGCUGUUGAUGCCUAUAAGACCAAGGUAAAGGAUAUCGUGCAAGAAGAAUUUCCAACCGAAAAGCAAAUACAGAAACUACUAAAAGCUAUGAAACAGCACCAGAGAAAAUCAGAUUUAGCAGAUAAUCACAAGGCAAGCAAAACCUUAAAGAAAGCUUCCCAGAUGCUGGCAAAUCACAGGAAAGAGAAAGACCACGAGGGGCAUCAUCCGUGUUCAUGUUCAGAUGAACUAUCUUUGGACAAUCACAAAUUUGCAGCAAUGUUAGAAGAAAUCUUCAGUCAGAUUCAUCAAGAUGGAAGAUUUAACGGAGAUAUCCACAGAAGUCUUAUUCCUUCAAGGUUCAAGCAGCUUGAUGAGAUCAAUGUGCAGCUUCUUCAGAUGAGCGCAAAGGCAUUCAUCGAUCAGAUUUAUAUAAAGCGGAGAUAUACGAGUAAAGAUGCCGUCAGCAGUAAAUCUGAACCAUUCUCAGAUGCUUCAGAAAUUUUGCACGUAAACAGGGAUUUAUUCCUGAAACUUCUCCAAGAUCCUAAUUCUCUGUUGGUGAAACAUAUCCAGAAAUUGCAGUUUCCACCAAGGGAGAAAAAAGAAAUCAACUCAUCUCCUAGUUCCCAGUCUUCAGAAUGUCAGAGUAGUGGAACAAGCGAUUAUGAAGAUUCCCUUUCUACCAUGAGUAUACAAAAGAGGAAUGCGAAAAAACUUCUGUGGCAAAAACUUAAGCAACGAUAUGGAUUUUCAUCGAAGAGAAGUACCAGUUCUGCUUCAAAUGCGAUUGUAGUUCUGAAGCCAGGAUCAAAUGGCAGGAAGAUGCCUGAGAAUGUGUCUUGUCAUUGCUCAUCUCUGCAGUCUCACCACAGUUUGAAAAAUAAACGGGAAAAUAGCAAAUCCACGUACUUUUCCCUCAAAGAGAUUAAGAGAAAAUUGAAACGAGCAGGAGGAGAAAGCGAGAGAGAGCAGCGUUCAAUAUCAUUGGGAGAUGGUCUAAAUGAACUUUAUAGAAACAAAAAUUCCUUGAAAUAUGUUGAAAAUGGGAUCAGUCCCAUUAUUUCAAAAGGAGAAUCUAGAUCUGUCAAUGAUGCCAAGAGGAUGGGCAAGCAACCAAAACCAAAGGGUUUGAUAUCACACAAGGGACCUGAAAUUGAUUUCAAGAAUGUCUCUGAGUGCAACUCCUCAACCACAAGCUGCUCCAACCAACAGUCAGAUAUAUUCAUAGAAGCAAAACGACACCUUUCUGAAAGGUUCAGAAAUUUGAAUUUGGCUGAGACCCUACCCAGAAAACAGACCCCCAGAACGUUGCAGAUGAUUCUCUCUUUGCCUGAUCAUGACCGCUUGUUCACUCGUAGUCCCAAGAGGGACACAAGUGCUUCUGCUUCAAUGCUGAUGAGAUUUUUUCCUUACAGUGACAUUGAGAAAGGAAAGGGAGUGAGCUGGCCAAGUCCUCAGAAGCAUAAUGAAGAAGUUCAACUAUCUGCUGAUUCUGGAUCAGAUGAUCAGAUGAAAACUUUUGAAAUUAGGCCUAAUAUCCCAGAAAAGAUUAGUGAUGACAUUGAAGGUCGGGAAAACAUCUGUGCUACUGGAGAUGACCUUAAACCUACUGGUUACAUGAACGGUACUGAGGAAAAUGAAAGCCUGCUACCUGGGAAUAUGAACAUUUUGGAAGUGCCAUGUGAACGAGACAAGGUUGAUCGUACCUGCUGUGGACCAAGCACUGAAUCAACCAAAUUGUUAUACGACAAUGGCUACAAGUCCUCAAGUUUGGCUGAUUCUUCAGAGGAUCAUCACCACAGAUCUUUAUUAAGACCUGCUUCCAGUCCUUUAGACAUAUCUGCACUCGAAAUUGUGGACGCUUGUAAAUACAGAGAAGGUCAUCCGAGUCCAGUUUCUGUCCUAGACCCAUUUUGCCCUGAAGAUGCCAAUAGUCCUACAAGCACUACAGCUAAGCAAGAUGAAUCACCAUUGCAACCACGUCGUAUUGAUUUUGAUGAUCAUUUGCAAGUCGAAUCCCUUGAAGACGACCCUAAGGUCGAUAUUCCUGCAAGCACGCAUGAAGAGGAAUAUAUGUCAGCCUGUGUAAGGGCUGUUAUGCAAGCUUCAAAUUUCGAUUUUGAAGAGCUAUCAGCAUUUAGUCCUUGUCUUCCACAUGUUCUAAACAAUCUAUACUCAGCCGAUAGUGUGGGAUUAUUUCGAGUCGAGGCAAACUGUGAACUCAAUCUCCUACUUGACUGCAUUCACGAAGUCCUCUUAGGUAUAUAUUCCUGCUACUUUGGAUGCUCCCCUUGGUCAUCACUUCUCAAACCAAAUAUCAGGCCUGCUCCGCUUGAAGCAAACGUGAUUGAAGAAGUAGUGAAAGAAGUCAAUUGCUACAUAUCUCCAAAGCUGGGACAACCAACACUGGAUCAGCUUGUAGGAAUGGAUAUGGCGAAGUUUGGGUUAUGGUUUGAACUUCGUCCUGAUGCAGAAGAUAUUGCGAUCCAGAUUGCAGAAGAUGUUCUACAAGAAUCAAUGAUGGAUACAAUUCUUGAACUGCAAAUUUGAAGUCCAUGUUGCUUUUUCUUCUUUACUGCUGUAUCUUCUUUGGCUCCUAUAGUAGUUUGAACAGGUUAAAGUUUCUUGUUUUAGGCUCAGUCAGCUACCAGUGCUCAGAAGGUAGCUCGCACUCAUAGUUAGGCUGGCAGAAUGCAAUGUGCAGGUGACGAAUAUCAUAACUGAUUAAACCUAAAAGGGGUGGAAGGUACUAAUAGAUACUCAAGCCCGGUAAACCUUUUCUUUAUUUCAAUGUUGCUAAUUCUGUAUAAAAGAGGAGCAUAGUUCUUCUUCCAUUUUGCUGAUUGUAUGAAGUGCAUACUACACUUAUUUUGCUUUACAUAAAAUAAAAGGCGCAUAUAAAAGUAGGGCUAA
Molecule: messenger RNA, 3339 nt
Organism: Coffea eugenioides
Lineage: Eukaryota; Viridiplantae; Streptophyta; Magnoliopsida; Gentianales; Rubiaceae
Exons: 7
Coding region: 208-2976 (922 amino acids)
Source: RefSeq, a predicted model, not a curated record